Messenger RNA from Penicillium longicatenatum, 999 nucleotides. RefSeq lists its product as uncharacterized. The record is from RefSeq and is a predicted model, not a curated record. Bases 1 to 999 code for a protein of 332 amino acids. Gene Ontology annotation, biological process: carbohydrate transport; transmembrane transport. Gene Ontology annotation, molecular function: carbohydrate:proton symporter activity. Lineage: Eukaryota; Fungi; Ascomycota; Eurotiomycetes; Eurotiales; Aspergillaceae. The transcript is spliced from 2 exons. Gene Ontology annotation, cellular component: membrane.
AUGUACUAUGCUAUUCCUCCAGCCAUUGCGGGCUUUGCCAAUGGUUGGGAAAAUGCUUCUAUGAGUGGUAUUCUCACCAUGACCCAAUUUUUGGAUUAUUUUGGUACCCCCUCUGCCUUCCGACAGGGCGUUAUGACUGCGGGAUUGCUAGCUGGUGAAUUUGGCGGUUCUUUGAUGAUUGGUUUUUUGAUCUCAGAUCGUUUUGGUCGGCGCAUCACCAUCUUGUUUUGUGUCGUUGUUUACCUGAUCGGCCAGGCUAUUAUUGUGGCUUCUCAGAAUCAACCGAUGUUUAUUGCUGGACGAGUAGUCAAUGGAUUGGGUGCUGGUGGUUUGUUCCAGACGAUAUCAUUGUACACUGCCGAAAUUACACCUCCACAAAUUCGUGGCGUGAUGACUUCGAUGAUGAGUCUGGGUAUCGCAAUGGGACUUUUAGUCGCAUACUGGGUUCAGUAUGGUGCGGCAAAUAUUCAGGGCAAUGCUGCCUGGAGCAUGUGCUUCAGCCUUCAGCUAGUACCUGGUGCGGUCGUCGGUGCCAUCGUGCUGUUCCGCCCUGAAUCCUCUCGCUGGCUUUUCCGGCACGAUCGCUCCGAAGAAGCUUUACAGGUUUUAGCUAGACUCCACGCUAAGGGGGACCAGGACGCACCUGUUGUUCAGUCAGAGUUUGAAGAAAUUCGAGUCGUUGUCGAGUACGAGAGAGGGACACCUGCCCCCUCCUACCUUUCGCUGCUGGUCAGCAAGCAGUACCGUCGUCGGACCGCAUUGGCCAUGGGACUGCAGUUCAUGCAGCAGAUUACUGGUGUCAACAUCAUUCUGUACUACGCUGCCAAGGUGUUUGCCCAGACCGGUCAAACGGGAACCAGGGCCGCGUUGCUGUCCAACGGUAUCGAGUCAGCCCUGUUCCUCGUCGCGUCUUUCUCCUUGACUCUCCUCAUGAUCAUUCAAGCUACCGGCGGAAAACAGAUCCAUCAACCUUCAAUGCAAUCCCACGCUAGGUCUUAG